AUGCAACGAAUUCAACGCCUAUUACCUGUAGAUUCAUGGGGAGUCAUUGAACAUGUUUCUGUCACCAAUGCUGGUGGUCAGUAUCGCACUACCAACUACAAAUACAAGAUGGUAAUAGCAGAAGACGCUGUGAUAUCAAGAUCAGAGUUAGUUGAUGAUAGAAUGUUUCUAUCCCUUGCUAAUUACGAAGAAAUUGAAAAUGGAACCAAAAAACCUUCUUUUCUCAUAG
Messenger RNA from Eruca vesicaria subsp. sativa (arugula), 229 nucleotides. The record is from the annotation of a GenBank genome assembly. Lineage: Eukaryota; Viridiplantae; Streptophyta; Magnoliopsida; Brassicales; Brassicaceae.